CGGACUUCCGCAUGAUGGCGGUCAAGCCGCUGGCCUCGGUGCACGACUCGGUUCUGUACACGUGCUCGGCGGCCUCGUCGGACCCGCAGGCGCUCACCAUCCGCUUCCUGAUCAACUUCCGCAACCUGACGGACUUCUGCAGGGACGGGCUCAAGUGCAAGGCGCCGCCUAUCACGCGCUCGCGCUCGAACGUCGUCCGAGGGCCCCUCGUCAUCUACGACUCGCAGCUUGAUUUCGGCUCGACCGUACCCGUCGAAGGUACGGUGUCGUGUGCCUUUGAGAACGCUCGCGGAGACGUGCUGGCCAACCUGUACGGCUUCUUCAACAUCAGCCGGCUCCUCCUUCCGGUCGGCGUGAAUGCCUCGCAGCUCUGCGUUCUGCAGCAAGGCUGCCGUCUCGAAGAGAGGCACUGCCUCGGUGUCAAUCACGCCAACUGCAGCCAGUGCCAGGCUGGCAUGGGCUUCGACAGCUUCUACCACCUGUGCUUCGACCCUCGCCAGAUCGGCCAGUCGUGCGUGUUCCUGCACCAGUGCACGCAGUCUGAUCCGCGCUCCCUGUGCAGCCUAAGGGUGUGCCGCUGCCGGCCCCGGCACGAGUUCAAACCCGAAGGCUGCCAGCCCCAGGUCGGACUGGGCUACCUCUGCGGACCCGGCACCUACUGCUCCACGCCGCAAGCCACCUGCGUCAAGCACGCCUGCGUUUGCCCGGAGGACCACGUGGCGGUGAACGGGACGUGCCAGGCGGCGGCGGCCAUCGAGCUCAAGGACAUGCUGGUCAUCCUCACGUCGACCGCGAUCGUGUUCACAGCCUUCACGUCGUUGGUGUGCAUCCUGCUGCGCGACCAGCGGCCGGAGGACGAGGAAGGCAAUCGGUCGCGCUACUCGCUGAACUCCAUCAGAUAGACGAAGACGUCAUCGUCAUCGUCGUCAUCGUCGUCAUCGUCAUCGUUGUCAUCGUCAUCGUUGUCAUCGUCAUCAUCGUCAUCGUUGUCAUCGUCGUCAUCGUUGUCAUCGUCGUCAUCGUCAUCGUCACCGUCGUCAUCGUAUCGUCAACGUCGUUUUUGCCGAGGCCCGGUUUGUCGCCGCCACUCCCAUAAUAUAGUCAUCAUCGUUCACCAUGGAGCCUGGAGACGCGGCGCAGCAGAUCCUGUCAUCCCAUCGCGGACUGCGUCCGCAUAUGUUGCGCGGCGCGUGACGGGCUACGAUUUCGCGUUAAACCGAUGUCGAAUAAACU
This is a messenger RNA of Dermacentor silvarum, 1233 nucleotides long. RefSeq lists its product as uncharacterized. The transcript has 4 exons. NCBI's taxonomy places the organism in Eukaryota, Metazoa, Arthropoda, Arachnida, Ixodida, Ixodidae. The record is from RefSeq and is a predicted model, not a curated record. The coding region runs from base 12 to 902 and encodes 296 amino acids.